Messenger RNA from Nothobranchius furzeri (turquoise killifish), 4750 nucleotides. RefSeq names its product importin 13b (gene ipo13b). The record is from RefSeq and is a predicted model, not a curated record. Gene Ontology annotation, molecular function: small GTPase binding. Gene Ontology annotation, biological process: protein import into nucleus. Lineage: Eukaryota; Metazoa; Chordata; Actinopteri; Cyprinodontiformes; Nothobranchiidae. Gene Ontology annotation, cellular component: cytoplasm.
AAAGAGCUACCAGUGACGGAGCAGCAGAGAGGUAGAAAGAAAAUCGGCAGGCUGCUGCCAGCAUCGUCUCAUACCGUCGCCGAACAGAAAGCUCCGUGUCGGCGGAGAUAUGGAGACGCCGGGGAGAAUAGCAGCCACACCGGACGCGCUGGACUUCACGGUGGAAAACGUAGAGAAGGCCCUCCACCAGUUGUAUUAUGAUCCCAAUAUCGAAAACAAGAAUCUGGCCCAGAAAUGGCUGAUGCAAGCCCAAGUCUCUCCUCAAGCCUGGCAGUUCUGCUGGGUCUUACUGAGUCCAGACAAGGUACCAGAGAUUCAGUACUUUGGCGCUAGUGCCCUACACACCAAAAUCUCUAGGUACUGGUCUGAUAUUCCCACAGACCAGUAUGAGUCCCUGAAGAGCCAGUUGUUCUCCCAGAUUGCUCGCUUCUCCUCCGGCUCUAAGAUGGUGCUCACGCGGCUAUGUGUGGGCCUGGCCUCGUUGGCACUCAACACAAUGCCCGAGGCCUGGCCCGGCGCCGUGGCAGAAAUGGUGCGGGUGUUUCAGGAGGAAGGGGGAGGGGUAGAUGGGCGGGCACGGUGCCUGGCAUUGCUGGAGCUGCUCACUGUCCUGCCCGAAGAGUUCCAAACCAGCCGCCUGCCACAGUACCGCAAAGGACUGGUCCGGGGAGCCCUGGGAAGGGAGUGGGGGUCAGUCUGUCCCUUACUGCAACAACUGCUUCAAAGGACGGAUAGCCCAGGGGCAGUGAAAGCUCGCGUGCUGCGCUGCCUGUCAUCAUGGAUGCUGCUGGACGUGCCGCUCAGCGAGAGUGAAGGCCUGGUGCACGACUGCUUCACUGCCCUCCCCGACCCAGAACUCUUCGACACAGCGGUAGAGGCAAUAGUAAACGCCAUCUCGCAACCAGAUUCCCAAAGAUAUGUGAACACUUUACUGAAACUCGUUCCUCGAGUGCUGGCCCUGCAGGAUCAGCUGAGAGACGCUGUUCAGAAUGGAGACAUGGAGACCUGCCAUGGGAUCUGCCGGAUCGCCGUCACGCUGGGAGAGAACCACUCCAGGACUCUGUUGGAGCAGGUGGAUCACUGGCAGAGCUUCCUGGCUUUAGUAAACUUGAUCAUGUUUUGUACGGGCAUCCCCGGCCACUAUCCGGUCAACGAGACCACAAGCUCCCUCACACUUACCUUCUGGUACACACUACAAGAUGAGAUCAUGUCAUUCGAGACCGAUAAACAGGCGGUGUAUCUCCAGGUCUACAGGCCAGUGUAUUUCCAGCUGGUGGACGUUCUGCUGCACAAAGCCCAGUUCCCCUCUGACCAGGAGUAUGCAUCCUGGUCCUCUGAUGAAAAGGAGCAGUUCAGGAUUUACCGGGUGGACAUCUCCGACACGCUCAUGUAUGUGUACGAGAUGCUGGGAGCGGAGCUGCUGAGUAACCUGUACGAUAAACUAGGGCGACUGUUGACGAACACAGAGCAGCUGACAUCAUGGCAGCACACAGAAGCAUUGCUGUACGGCUUCCAGUCCAUAGCAGAGACGAUAGACGUGAACUAUUCUGACGUCAUUCCUGGCUUGAUAGGACUCAUCCCCAGAAUCAACAUCAACAAUGUCCAGUUAGCCGACACUGUGAUGUUCACUAUAGGGGCUCUGGCUGAAUGGUUGGCCGAUCACCCAGUGAUGCUCAGCAGUGUGCUGCCUUUGGUGUUGCAAGCAUUAGGAAACCCCGACCUUUCCGUUUCUUCUGUCUCAACCUUAAAGAAAAUCUGCCGGGAAUGCAAACACGACCUGCCACCGUACGCAACCAACAUAGUAGCAGUUUCUCAGGAGGUGCUCAUCAAGCAGAUCCAUAAGACAAGUCAGUGUAUGUGGCUGAUGCAGGCUCUUGGCUUCCUGCUUUCGGCUCUCCCCGUGGAGGACAUCUUAAGAAACCUUCAUUCCCUCAUCACUCCUUACAUUCAGCAACUGGAAAAGCUAGCAGAUGAGACGCCUAAUCCCUCUAAUAAACUGGCCAUCAUUCACAUCCUGGGGCUGCUGUCCAACCUGUUCACUACACUCGACAUUAGCAAGCAAGAUGAUGAAUCAGCAGAUGGCUCAGCGCCGCCAGUCAAAGCAGUCCCACCUCCUCCUGGACCAAAUCCGGUGGUGGUGGUUUUGCAACAAGUUUUUGCUCUUAUUCAGACCGUACUGAGCAAGUGGCUCAACGACUCGCAGGUUGUCGAGGCGGUGUGUGCCAUCUUUGAGAAGUCAGUAAAGACUCUCCUGCAUGAUUUUGCUCCCAUGGUGUCUCAGCUUAGUGAGAUGCUCGGGCAGAUGUACAGUACAAUUCCCCAGGCCUCAGCGCUUGACCUCACGCGACAGAUGGUGCAUAUCUUUGCCAGUGAAACAGACCACUUCCCACCAAUCAAGGCUCUGUUUGAGCUGGUUACCUCGGUAACGUUGUCCGUCUUCCAGCAAGGACCCAGGGAUCAUCCUGAUAUUGUUGAUUCAUUUAUGCAACUCCAAGCUCAGGGCCUCAAACGGAAACCCGAUUUAUUCUUGUCUGAGAGCCUUGAUGUGAAGGCUGUGUUCCACUGUGGAAUACUGUCACUCAAAUUUCCUGAGGCUCCAACUGUCAAGUCAACGUGUUUGUUCUUUACUGAACUGUUGCCCCACUGCUCAGAUGUGCCUCCAUUAGCCAGGGUGAUGCAGGAAGAUGGCAAGCUGCUGGUACAAGCUGUUCUGGAGGGUAUUGGGGGCGGGGCAUCUCGGAAUCUGAUGGACCAGUUUGCAGAAGUGCUGUUCAGUCUAAAUAAGAACUGCUUCUCUCUUCUCGCCGUGUGGCUGAAAGAAGCACUCCAGCCUCCAGGAUUCCCGUCGUCACGCGUCACAACUGAGCAGAAAGACAACUUUUCACAGCAGAUCCUCCGAGAGCGGGUGAACAAGAGGAGGGUGAAGGACAUAGUGAAGGAGUUCACAUUAUUGUGCAGAGGUCUCCAUGGUACCGAGUACGCUGCCGAAUACUGAAACUGGCUCCCUGAGCUCCCGCCUAACUGUGACCUUUGUCCUCAGUGCAAAACAGCUGGAUGCCACAGCAACAAAGUUCUCUCCAUCCCCAAAAAGACACCACAGAAUGAUUGUAAUGAAAAUCCAUCCAGUCGCAGGAGAAGACAUGGAAUCACUCCAGCAAAAACCUGCCAUCAGAUCAACAGACAAGCUUUAGCUCCCAGCCAGCAGGCUCUGGAGAGGGCAGCCUCUUCACCCCGCUCCUCCUCUCCUCUCUUCACAGAUCCUUUAGCUGAGCAGCACCACCAGCCUGCUGCUUCACGCCUCCUAUCUACGGCUUAUUACGGCUUUCCUGAUCUCUGCGUGGUUCCUAGAUUUGUUUGCUGGUGAUUAGCAUCUAUAUAAAUGCUGGUGUUAUUGUACGUAGCUGCUUGACAUUAUUUUACCAAGUGCAUCACGUUACUUAUAUAAAUAUAUAUGUAUAUACACACAGACCGUUUCAGUCCUGCUGCUAAGGAGAAGAGAAGGAGCCAUGUUGAGUGGAGAUUCUGCAGGAGAAGUAACAUUACUAUUAUUUACUCCUGCUCAUGCCUCUGUGAUUUCAGCAUUUGCCAAAUUAUGAAAUUUCUUUUGUUUCUUUUAAUAAAAGCCUUCUAGGAGGUGUGAGUGGAGAAAGUGGACUGAAUACAGUAAAACUCCUCACCUAGGCCCAUGUUUGUGGGGCUGUACCUCAUGUACAUAAAUCCCACCCAGUCAUACUGCAGUCUCCAGUUUGAAACACAGUGGUCUCCAAAGCGAAGCAUGACUCUAGGUAGGAGAGCAAACGGAUCCUAGUGGCAGGGUGAAGAAGGAAAUGAGGCCUUUAUACGGAUUCAUUAUCCUGACGGUGGACUGCUUAGUCACUGUAACCGUGCAAAAAUAUUAUACCAGUUGUGAAUAUUAACAGUUAUUCAUGAACACUUUAGUGUAUUUGACUGUAUGCUUGUGUUCAUACCUGUAUGUGUGAGAACUUGUGUUUGCACAAAUGUAUCUUCUCCCACUUGUUCAGUGCACUUAUAUCGGACCUAGAUUACAAAUGCAUCAUUUCCUCCUGUCACUCAGGCUUUGCUCUUCUAGGACUGACCUGGAACAUCUAGCAUUUCACUUGCAGACAGCAAUACCUCCUCUUCAUCAGCCGGCUGGUCAUUUACCAGACUCAUCCCAUCAACCUUUUAUUAACACAAUUAUUGUGAACAAGCUACCCAGAAACUUACCCUUCUGGGUCACUGCCUUGGACAGGACCAAGGAGGAUUGGAAAUGGAGUUGGAACAUGUAAGACCCCAGCCUGAGCUGUUACUGGUGAAGUGAUGGGAGGGCUGAAAAGUGCACGAUCUCAUGAGUCAGCAGGACCAGCUGAUAUUUAAUAACGUUCUGUACUGAAGUGUACUUUGUGGUUUCUGAUCAAACUUUAUCUCAGUCUAAUCCUUCUGUCUUCUCCGAGGUGCCUGCAGAUAUGUAGCAUGUACGUGUUUUGGAGUGGGGAGGUGGGGUUUCGGGACAGAUGCAAAGCGGGGAAUCAGAAUAUAUUCAAGUCUGAAGUGAGCUGGUACACUUCAGUCUGAUACAAACUGAUGUUCAGCACUAAACCUGGUAGUGUUCUCCGUCUGAAGAGAGAAAAUGAGCAGUUAGUCACAGUUUAAUUAAGGAGUCGUGGGUGGAGGAGGGGUGGGAGGAAUGAAAUGUACAGUGGGUUUUUUGUACCUUGGCUUUAAUUUAUUAAAUAUAUCCAAGACUGCA